Messenger RNA from Ascoidea rubescens DSM 1968, 1791 nucleotides. RefSeq lists its product as uncharacterized. Bases 1 to 1791 code for a protein of 596 amino acids. Gene Ontology annotation, molecular function: hydroxymethylpyrimidine kinase activity; phosphomethylpyrimidine kinase activity. The record is from RefSeq and is a predicted model, not a curated record. The transcript has a single exon. Gene Ontology annotation, biological process: thiamine biosynthetic process. Gene Ontology annotation, cellular component: cytosol. Lineage: Eukaryota; Fungi; Ascomycota; Saccharomycetes; Ascoideales; Ascoideaceae.
AUGUUAAAAAUGGAAGGUGUUGAAACAAUUGACUUAACUCAAAUUGAUGCUUUUGCCCCAAAUCAUAUUAGCUUGCCUAUUGUAUUAACAAUUGCAGGGUCUGAUUCCUCUGGUGGUGCAGGUAUUGAAGCUGACUUGAAAACAAUUACAGCUCAUGGUUGUUACGGUACUACUUGUAUCAAUGCAUUAACUGCUCAGAAUACCACAAGAGUUUAUGAUCUGUUUGAGAUACCUUACGAGUUUUUAAUUAAAAUUUUGGAUGCAAAUUUUAGUGACUUGAAAAUUGACUCGAUUAAAACUGGAAUGCUAAGUGAAAAUGGCAUUCAGGCAUUAAAAGACACUUUAAUCAAAUUCAACUAUAAAAAUUUUUUGGUUGUUGAUCCUGUUAUUGUUAGCACUUCAGGCUUUGAUUUAUCAAAAUCUGAAAACUUAAAGUUGAUGAUUGAUUGUCUAUUUAAAUACUCGACUUUGAUUACUCCAAAUUACGAAGAGGCCAGGGAAAUCUUAUCAAUUGUUGAUUCAGAUUAUUAUAACAAGAAAUUUGCUAAAAAAUCAAAUGAUGAUAUUAAUACUAAAGAAAUUAACAAAAUCCAAGAUAUUCAAGAAAUGUGUAUUAAAAUAACAGAAAGCUCAAAAGCUAAAAAUAUUUUGAUUAAAGGUGGCCAUAUUCCUUGGGUUAUUAAUAAUGAUGAAAAAAAUUAUAUAACAGAUAUUUUAUAUCAAUCCGAAAGUAAAAAAUUUGUAAUUUUCAAAUCAUUGUUUGUGGACAGUAAAGCGACUCAUGGAACUGGAUGCACAUUAUCAUCAUCAAUUGCAUCGAAUUUAGCGAGGGGAUUGACAUUGAUUGACUCUGUUGGUAAUUCAAUUAAUUAUGUUCAUAGUGGUAUUGUUCAUGCAGACAAUUCGAUUGGUAAAGGUUAUGGGCCAUUAAAUCAUUGUUAUCAAUAUCAAUUUGAUUUUAACGGCGAAAAUAAUAAGUUGAUGAAAUUUGACAAAUUUAAUGAUGAAGUAAUGAUUUCGCAUCCUUUUGAAAAGGGUGGGUUUUUAAAAUAUCUACUCAAUCAUCCAUUAAUUUCAGAAAAAUGGGAAACUUAUACUCAUCAUAAAUUUAUUAAAAGAAUGGGGAGUUUAAAGUUAAAGCUUUCGAAUUUUAAAAUUUAUUUAAAACAGGAUUAUUCAUAUUUGUUAAACUAUGCUAAGAUUCACUCAUUAGCUUUAUCAGUUGCACCGGAUUUAAUGUGUAUUGAAAGAGAAGUUGAGAUAUUGAGUACGAUUAUCAAUGAAAUCAAUCAACACAAGUUAAAACUAUUUAAGAUUGGAUAUUCAGAAGAUGAAUUGGACAAUAUCAAAUUGAAUGAUGCAUGUUUGAAUUACAAUUCAUAUUUAAUGAAUAUAGCCAAGAAUGGAGGAGAUUGGUUAGAGAUCAAUAUGGCAUUGGCUCCUUGUUUACAUGGAUAUAGAGUAGCAGCAUUAUAUGGUAAGGAGCUAUUUGAUAAAAACUUUCCCAAUGACGAUGAUAUUGAGCAUAAAAAUGAUCAAGAAGAUGAGUAUAAGUUAAAAAAACAAUUGUAUAAACAAUGGCUUUAUGAUUACGCUGAAGAUUGGUAUGAACAAGCAUGUUUGGAUGGAGAAAAUUUACUUAAUACACAUGUUUUUGAAAAAGAUGAAAAUAAAAUUAAUGUGAAUAGAUUGAAUAGAUUGGUGAAGAUCUUUGCAGAUGUUAUACAAUUGGAAGUUGAUUUUUGGAAUGAAAUUGUUAGCGGGAGCGAUGAACAAGAUGAUGAUAACUGA